This is a messenger RNA of Rotaria sp. Silwood2, 906 nucleotides long. NCBI's taxonomy places the organism in Eukaryota, Metazoa, Rotifera, Eurotatoria, Philodinida, Philodinidae. The record is from the annotation of a GenBank genome assembly.
AUGACAGAUCUACGUUGUUAUGAAGAUAUUAAUGGAACUGUUCAAUUAAUUGAAAACUGUCGUGCAUGUAUUAUUUUUAUUGAUAGAAAUAUUAAUAGAACAAUAUCAUCAAAAAAAAUGAUUAUAGAUAAUAAACCAUCAAUAAAAGGAUUAUUUUUCUAUAAUGAAAAAAACCGUUAUCGUCGUUAUAGUAAUACUAUAAUUCAUCAAAAAUGUGCUCAUGAAUCUGAUGGUCCAUUAUAUGGUUAUGAUAAAACACAUUGUUAUUGUAAUUCAAAUCAAUGUAAUUUAAACAUUCAACGAUGUAUUCAUGAAAUAGUAUCAAAACGUUAUUUUUCAUGUUAUCAUGGUUCUAAUACAAGUUAUUAUUCACUUGAAAUUUAUAAACAAUGUCGUAGUUGUCGUAUACGUAUAGAAACUGAUUUAACUUAUUAUUAUGAAUGUUUAACAUUUGGUGAACAAGAACAAACAAAUUAUACAUAUUGUACAUGUCAACAGCCAAUGUGUAAUCAAGAUUUUGCAAUAUGCCAACGUUUUCAACAGAUAUCAAGUCAACCACGAGUAAAUUCAAUUCAUGCAAGCGUACUUAAUUCAACUAAGAGUACUUCUAACAGUACAAUAAUGACAAUAACAACAACAACAAUAACUACAACAAUAACAUCAUUGAUCAUUAAUUCGACAAAUAUUCUAAUGAUCUUAUCAAGUAUCAAUCAAACUGAAGUAGAAAUUUUGAUUGAAAAUUCAACAUUAAUUGAACUAACGUCAGCAUCAUACAAUGAAACAAAAGAAAUUAGAACAACUAUCGUUGAGAUAAAAAAUCAUGCGAAUUAUUUCUCAUCAAAUUUUUUUUUAUUGUUCUAUUUCAAUCAUUUUUUGUUAUUUUUAUUUUUUACAUGUGAUCACUAA